AUGGUUAAUGUGAAAUUGAGGCAGAGGAUGGAGUCGAUUAAUGAAACGGAUUCAAAGCUUCCAGAAGGUGACAUUCCUGAAAAUGAAGUUUCUGAUUCCGAUGUCGUCUCGUAUAAUAAGACUGACGAUUUAGAAGCAAAUGAAGGUCAAGAUCGAGGAGGAUGGGGGUUGAAAAUUGAGUUCCUUCUCUCUUGCAUUGCUUUUGCUGUCGGUCUUGGAAAUGUAUGGCGUUUUCCUUACCUCUGUUUCAAGAAUGGAGGAGGUGCCUUCUUAGUACCCUAUGUGAUCAUGUUAAUUUGUCUCGGUUACCCGAUUUUCUUCCUGGAAUUCGCCUUUGGUCAAUUCGCCAGUCUUGGUCCAAUCUCAAUAUGGUCCAUUAGUCCUUUGUUCAAAGGUGUUGGCUAUGCAAUGACGAUUGUUUCCUGGUACAUAUCAUUGUACUACAAUGUUAUCAUAGCAACAGCUUUCUUCUACCUAUUCGCAAGUUUCAACAGUCAACUACCUUGGUCCACUUGUACUAACUGGUGGAAUAACCAAAGCACCUGCCAUGUUAUAGGAACGAAUUCGUCUAUCCCAAUUAAUGAAACCUCAUCUCCUGCUGUAGAGUACUAUAACCAUUAUGUACUUCAAAAGUCAUCUGGUUUUGAAGACUUUGGAACUCCAGUUUGGCAUAUAACUCUCUGCCUUCUCUUCUCUUGGAUUGUUGUGGUCCUCAGUUUGAUCAAGGGUGUCCAGUCUUUGGGUAAAAUAUCCUACUUCACCGCCAUCUUCCCAUACAUCAUGCUGACUAUACUUCUAGUACGUGCUGCCACACUUGAGGGCUCACUAGAAGGUGUUAUAUACUAUUUAAAGCCAGAUUUCUCAAGAUUGUCAGACCCUACCGUAUGGACGGAUGCUGCAACACAGAUCAUUUUCUCUCUGAGUUGCUGUAAUGGUGGCCUCAUUGCAAUGUCGAGUUACAAUAAAUUCAAGAAUAACUGUUACAGGGACGCAGUUCUGGUUGCAACAAUUAAUUGUCUCACUUCUGUGUUUGCCGGUUUCGUGGUUUUCUCAACUCUUGGCUUCAUGGCUCAUAUAAAAAAUGUCACUGUGGAUCAAGUCGUUGAAUCAGGACCUGGUCUUGUCUUCAUGGUCUAUCCAGAAGCUUUGAAUCAAAUGCCCAUUCCUGUUCUCUGGUCCAUUCUUUUCUUCAUCAUGUUGGUAUCCCUGGGUUUGGGCAGUGAACUGCCCUAUGUGGAAACUGUGCUCUCCAGUUUCCAGGAUGAAUUCCGUCGAUACAAUUUCCUCAAGACCUGGAAAUCUCAAUUCGUUUUCCGAGUUGUGCUAUGCUCUAUCAACUUCCUUAUCACAAUUCCCAUGGUUUGCAAUGGUGGUGCAUAUCUCGUAAACUUGUUGGAUAAUGUGAUGUCUGGAUAUCCUGUUCUCAUUAUUGCCUUGAUGGAGCUUCUGGUCAUCUCUUAUGUCUAUGGCAUCAAUCAGUUCAUGCGAGAUGUAAAACUUAUGAUCGACUCAAAGCCAAACUGGUAUUGGAAAAUAAGUUGGAUGGUUGUUUCUCCAUGUGCGGUUCUGGGUUUGAUUAUUUUCAUGAUUGUCGGAGGCAAACCAUACAGUAUGGACAAUUACAUCUAUCCACAUGGAAUUCAAGUCAUGGGACAGCUCAUCGCCGUCGUUCCAGUUCUUCUAAUUGUUGUAUGGUUCCUCUACAAGUAUUGCCACGAUGGUGGAUGGAUACUUUUGCGCGAAUUCGCUAAACCAGUUAGUGAUUGGGGACCGGCCGAAGACAUUCAUCGUACAGAAUUCCUUACGAAUAUUUGUGAACGAACACUGGGUUAUGUUCCUCCAGAUGUUCAGGGUAAAAGUGAUGGAGAAUACGAGGAUGGAGAUGGAGAACGAGGUAAUGGAAUUCCCAUUCAGAGCCAAAGUCACCUUAUCGCGUCGGGUGUUUGGAGUACUGGUGUUGCAGGAAGUACCGCGAAUAUUCGGACAGCUCCAUCCACCCAAGCUCUGCAUUCUUUGCUCAACGAAGGCGAAUUCUACCAAAGCAAACUCAGUAUUGCUGAAAAGAUGGCGGAGUUGCACACCAAAGAAUUGGUUAAACAAGGAGUACCAAUUGAAAUGUUUGGAUCCGGUGAUAGGGUGAAAUUCGUAAACGCUUCUGAGGAAGAUCUCAGAGAGAAGAAUAAUCGAGAAUCUGAGUCAGAGGAGGGUAAAGAAGGUGAAAAUGAGGCGGGAGAAGGAAAACUAAGAAAGGGAAAAUUUCCCAGUGCUAUUCGACUGUUGAAAAGCAACAUGAAAAGCAACGAGGAUUUCAGUUCCCAGGACCAAUAG
Molecule: messenger RNA, 2328 nt
Organism: Rodentolepis nana
Lineage: Eukaryota; Metazoa; Platyhelminthes; Cestoda; Cyclophyllidea; Hymenolepididae
Source: the annotation of a GenBank genome assembly